AUGGUCACAGAGCUCUGGCAAGUCAAGGCUGAAAAAUGCCGGAAAAUCCUCAAGGACUCAUUGAAUCCCGCCUGGCUCCUUCCUGAGGAUGAGUUGCCUCCUGCGGACCAGCUUGACGUCUCUGACUUCGUGGAAACAUGCAAAUUGUUGACUCCAAAAGAAUUGGGUAUCACCAAGCUCAAUGCAACUGACCUAGUCACCCGUAUGGCCUCCGGCACCCUGACUGCUAUGGAGACGGCCACCGCCUUUUUGAAACGCGCACAUCUCGGCCAUCAGCUAGUCAACUUCGCCACUGAAUUCCUGGUCGACGAGGCGCUAGCACGCGCAUCUGAUCUGGAUGCUCAGUUCAAAGCAACGGGAAAACUAGUGGGGCCACUCCAUGGUGUUCCGAUCUCCGUGAAGGAACACAUUGGUCUCAAAGGUCGCAUCUGUCACUCCGCCUACAUUGCCUGGACCGACAAUAUUCCCAAGGAGGACGCACUGCUGAUCAGGUGCCUCAAAGCUGCUGGAGCUGUCAUCCACGUCAGGACGAAUGAGCCGCAGAGCUUGAUGCAUGCGGAUACGAACAAUAUGAUCUACGGGUCCACAUGCAACCCCUACAACCGCAAGUUGACGUCUGGGGGCUCUAGUGGAGGAGAAGGUGCCUCUAUUGGGUUCCGCUGCGCCGCCAUUGGAAUCGGCACCGACAUUGGGGGUUCUGUUCGCAUCCCCGCGGCCUUCUGUGGAGCCUUUGGACUUCGCACAACGGCUCUCAGGAACCCUUACAAAGGGGUGCUGUUGGCGGGAGAAGGACAAGAAAGUAUUCGCUGCGUCAUUUCACCCUUGGCUAAUAGUGCCGCCGACCUGAAUCUGGUCCAGAAAGCCAUUCUUGACCAAGAGCCGUGGGAUGAAGAAACCUCUUUGUGUCCUCUUCCGUGGAAAAAAAUCGAACCCUACACGCCUGGACAGAUCACUGUCGGACUAAUGUGGGAUGAUGGGAUGGUGCACCCACACCCUCCCAUCAGCCGUGGCCUGAAGUACGCAAAAUCCAAACUCGAAGCCGCUGGGGUCAAAGUUGUCGAAUUUGAGGCCUUUGAGCAUGCGCGCGGGUGGGAUAUCCUCACGCAACUCUACUUUCCCGAUGCUGCAAAGACUCAGAAAGACCUUCUUGCCGAGGCAGCCGAACCUAUACUCCCACUGACUGAGUGGGCUUUUAGUGUGGCUAAGCCAGAGCCCAUCAGCGUGACUGAAAACUGGGACCUCAACGCCCGUCGAGAGGCAUAUCGUGAAGAUUAUCAUCGCAUCAUGAAAGAACGUGGGAUAGACUUCAUUCUUUGCCCAGCUGCCACAGGUGUUGCCGCUGAGUUGAACGUCGGCAAAUAUUGGCCAUAUACUGCAAUCUGGAACAUUCUGGAUCAGCCUGCAGUUGCAUUCCCCACGGGACUGAAAGCAGAUCCCAGCAUUGACCUGGUCGAGACCGAAUACAAGCCUCGGCCAGGACAUGAUGAACGCGAAUUCAAGAGAUAUACACCUGGGCUAUAUGUGAACGCCCCGAUCGCCCUGCAGGUCGUUGGCAAACACUUCCGAGAUGAAGAAGUGGUUGCUGCAGCAGAGCUCAUUUCGGAGAUAGUUCAGGGCUAG
Exophiala aquamarina CBS 119918 is the source of this 1620-nucleotide messenger RNA. RefSeq lists its product as uncharacterized. Lineage: Eukaryota; Fungi; Ascomycota; Eurotiomycetes; Chaetothyriales; Herpotrichiellaceae. The record is from RefSeq and is a predicted model, not a curated record. Bases 1 to 1620 code for a protein of 539 amino acids. The transcript is spliced from 5 exons.